Molecule: messenger RNA, 900 nt
Organism: Rotaria sordida
Lineage: Eukaryota; Metazoa; Rotifera; Eurotatoria; Philodinida; Philodinidae
Source: the annotation of a GenBank genome assembly
AUGUAUUUUCCAUUGAUAAUCAAUCGUAUAAUUUACCUUCAAUUAUCUGAUGAUGAAGAUACACCAUAUCAAUGUGCUCAUUUUCAAUCCACUUAUCUUACAAUAGAAAAGAUAUCUUGUUUACGAAAAUUUUCCUCAUCGUUGGAUACUUAUGAAGAAGAUGAUCUUCCUCUUGUUCAUACAUUUAAAUCAUUAGCUCAAAAUUUAUCAAUUACAAAACUCGUUCGAUCAUCAAUAUGUUCACAACGUCUAAUGAUUAAUUUAUUUCAAUUAUUACCUAAUUUAGAUUUGAACCUUGGUUGCUCAAUUAAUGAUCAAACGAAUAAAGGAAAAGUUGAUCAAUAUAUUGCUACAUAUCGUACACCGUUUCGGAUAGAACAUCAUCAAUGGUUUAUUCAAUGUCAUUGGAGACAAUGGAUAGAUGAUCUUUCGAUUCGUAUUUAUUCAUUACUGUAUGUAUUUGAUGAUUUUCCUCUGUUCCGCAACAAUUUAAACUAUCAUACAAAAUCAACUUGUCCAGCUGAUAUAUAUUUUUCUUAUGAUUCUGUUGAUAAGAUCAGAUAUGAACUUUCGCUGUUCAAUGAAGAAUCAUUAUCUAAUAUCAAACUCAACAACAUUGAAAUAUUAAGUCUUAAACUUUCAACUGAUCAUCGUUUUUUUUCAGUUAUUCCCAUGUUUGAAAAUUUAUUUUCGCUUAAUGUAGUUAUUCCAACGGAAAUCUAUCAAUUGCAAUUGCAAGCAUUACUUGAUCAUGUAUCCCAUCUGUUCUCACUCGGAUUUGAAUCUUGGAACACUUCGGCAAUACCACCAUAUCAAUAUACAAGUUCAUCAGUACGUCGACUUGAUUUAGAAGGUCGUGAUCGAUCUGAUCGUCGCCAUCGUUUUAAUUGUAAAGAAUGA